This is a messenger RNA of Adineta steineri, 1089 nucleotides long. NCBI's taxonomy places the organism in Eukaryota, Metazoa, Rotifera, Eurotatoria, Adinetida, Adinetidae. The record is from the annotation of a GenBank genome assembly.
AUGUCGACAAUAAAAUUCAUACGUAACGCUACUAUUAAUAAUACAAGACAUUGUGUCAAAUGUAGUAAAAGUAAUAGUAUAUCAACCUGUGAUGGAUGUCAUUUAACAUUUUGUGAGAGACAUGCUAUUACACAUCGACAAGAACUUACUGAUCAAUUAGAAAAUAUUAUACACGAUCAUAAUUUACUUCGACAAGAUAUUGAACAAACAUCAAAUGAAUAUUUAUAUUCAAGAAAAAUAGAUAAAUGGGAACAAGAAUCAAUAAGAAAAAUAAGAACAGCUGCAGAAAAUGUACGAAUUGAAUUAAAACAAAUAUUUGAUAAAACAAAAAUACGAUUAACAAGAAUAUCAUGUGCUAUUGCAUUUGAUCUUAAAUCAUCAUGUAAAACAGACGAUUAUUUAGAAAAUGAUUUAAAACAAUGGAUCAAACAAUUAAAUGAUCUUCGAUUAGAAAUUCAAUCAUCAUAUUCACUUGAAUUAAUUGAAGAUCAACAAUCUCCGAUCUAUCUUAUUAAAACUAUCAAUAAGAAAUUUUCUAAUAUCCAUAAGAAUACGAAUCAUAUUGUACCACAUUCUACUGCUUGUGAACGUUUUCUUAAAGCAACAUAUCCUGCUUCUAUUACAAGCGGAGGUUUAAUUGCUAAACAUAUGGGACCUGAUUUAGAUUAUGGAUAUAUUAUUGGUAAACAACAUUAUUCUCAAGGUAGUCAUAUUGUUCGAUUUCAAAUUAUACAAAAUGCUCUUCCAUAUAGAAUUUUCUUUGGUUGUAUAUCAUCCGAAGGAAUUUCAAACACAAUGAAUUAUGAUUCAUCAUUUGUUGUUGGAUGGUUUGGUCAUAAUGAAAUAUAUCAACAUGGUAUUUGGAAUAAUAAUAUAAAUAUAUAUGGUUAUGAUAGUAAUAAAAUUCAAACAAAUGAUAUAUUAUAUAUGAUAUUUGAUUGUGAUAAAAAACAAAUUGGAUUAUAUCAUGAACGAUUAAAUAAAACGCAUAAACUUUCAGUUAAUAUUGAUAAAGCACAUUUUCCUUGGCAACUUUUAAUUAUAUUAACGCAUGAAAAUGAUUCGGUGAAAAUUUUAAAUCAAAAAUAA